Messenger RNA from Clunio marinus, 240 nucleotides. The record is from the annotation of a GenBank genome assembly. Lineage: Eukaryota; Metazoa; Arthropoda; Insecta; Diptera; Chironomidae.
GUGUGUGAUUGACUUAAAGUGCGGUUCGUAAUUGCAACCAUUGAGAAAUGUUUUGGAAAAAUGAAUUGGAAGUUUAAAAUGCUCUUCACCGUCGUUUUGUUUCAAGACGAUUUUGUAGUGUGCCUCUUGUUGUUUAUUACAAAUAAACAGAAUGGUUGUUGGAAUUUAAAUAAAGAUCUCUAUCGCCAUGACAUUCGUUUGGUUCGAGGACCGCACGAGGGCUAUUAUAGUGAAGGAUGA